Molecule: messenger RNA, 1476 nt
Organism: Pseudogymnoascus verrucosus
Lineage: Eukaryota; Fungi; Ascomycota; Leotiomycetes; Thelebolales; Thelebolaceae
Exons: 2
Coding region: 167-1333 (388 amino acids)
Molecular function (GO): hydrolase activity
Source: RefSeq, a predicted model, not a curated record
CACGUGACAUGGCACAAGAUCGAAGCUCGGCAUGUCAGCAACUUGUGCGGGGUAGUGAGGGGUCCACGAUAUCGCGACAUUAUGAGUAAGACUCAUAAUAAGGUAAGAACAUCUCAUAUAUUCAAUUGCUUUGAUUGUCAUACCUCGUAUAAUAGCCGAUCCCACAAUGGCCAGCGCGGCGUCAGACCUACCUCCGUUACCCCUCCCCGAUGGAAUCUCGGAGCACUACAUCCCAACGGAUGACUUGACAUUUCAUACUCUGGAGGCCGGAUUCUCCGCAUCCCCAGCCAAGCCACUCAUUCUCCUGCUCCAUGGAUUUCCAGAGUUGGCAUACUCAUACCGGAAAAUCAUUCCAACUCUCGCAGCUUCCGGUUACUACGUCGUCGCCUACGACCAGCGUGGCUACGGCCGAACGACGGGCUGGGAUACGAGACCGUAUUCCGAGGUAGACCUCACCUCAUACGCAGCAACGCGUAUCGUCACAGACGCCGUGAGAUUAGUUUCCGCCCUUGGCUACAGCGAGGUGGCAUGCAUAGUCGGCCACGAUUUCGGCGCCGUCGGCGCCAGUCUCUGCGCCCUGAUCCGCCCCGACAUAUUCAAGAGCACGGUACUGAUGUCCCACCCCUUCGGCGGAGUUCCGGCUUUCCCCUUCAACACGUACCGGAACCCCGCUCCCCCCGCACCUGCCAAACCGGAUAUCCAAGCUUCUCUCGCAGAGCUGGAUCCGCCGAGGAAGCCCUACAAGUGGUAUUACUCCACCGAGCCGGCCUGUCAGGAGAUGACAUCCCCCGCAACCGGCCUUCAUAGCUUUUUGCGGGGUUACUUCCACUUGAAAUCCGCGGACUGGGCAGGCAAUGCACCGCACCCGCUGUCAGCUUGGUCGGCGGGCGAGCUGUCCAAGUUGCCGAAUUACUACGUCAUGCCCCUAGGCUUGACUAUGUCAGAGACGGUAGCGCAGGAUAUGGCACGCGAGGACGCGGCAGAAGUGGAAACGAAAGCUGCCCGCUGGCUCCCAAAUACCGAACUCGCAAUCUACGCCGCUGAGUACGCGCGAACCGGGUUCCAGGGCGGUCUGAACUACUACCGUGUCGCUACGAAUCCAGCGUAUCAAGCUGAUAUGGCGGUAUUCUCAGGUAGGAAGAUUGAGGUGCCGUGUCUCUUCAUCUCAGGGGCGCAGGACUGGGGCACGUAUCAGAAUCCUGGGGCGGUGGAGGGGAUGGGUGAGGUGUGUAGCGAUUUCCGAGGGGUGAAGAUUAUAGAGGAGGCAGGGCAUUGGGUUAUGCAGGAGCAACCGGGUGAGGUUUCGGCGUUGAUUUUGGAGUUUCUGAGAUAGAUUUCUGGAUAAACUUCAAUGUACAGAGCUUACUGUAGAAUGCCUCUGUGUCACACUGAACCAAUUUGCGCCGGGCAGUUGUGCUUCAAAGAGUCUCGUCGCACGAGCUAAGUGGCAGCAGAAUAUCAAUCGUAAUACAUGAC